CACACACAGGUCAGGAAUGUGGUUUGCGGAAAACAGGCUGCAGUGUUGUGUUUCUGAGGAUAUUUGCAAAUUAAGAAAGGUGUCAGAAUGGUUACAUGCGCCAACAGGUGUGGUGCAGCGUGGUCGUCAGUGCCCGCUUGUUUCCCAAAUCAUGUCUUACACUCCGCAAUUUUAGACUAACCACCAAUAGCUUUCACUUCCAAUCCGCCCCGGCCGCUGAAGGCCCAUGACGAGGAAUUUUGAAAUGUGUGGGAGUCAUCUGCUCACCAGAACGCACGCCAGACACGCUGGGGUGGCAAGCACGCCGGCGAGAGUUAACAGGCUGGAUGACAAAAUGGUCCGGGCCUUUUCCCUUCCCCCUUCGACCUCUCCCUUCCUCGCUUUCCUUCUCCUUUAUUUACUUCCUCGGCCUCUACUAUUCUCCCCGCUGUCCCACGUCCCACUGAGUUGGACUUCGCCUCACGAUCCCUGCUACCACCCAGACGGCCGUCCUCGCCACUGUCUGUCCGAGUUCAUCAACGCCGCCUACGGCGUCCCGGUCAACGCCAGCCGCUCCGUCCGAGGCGUCGAAUUUGACGGCAAUGUCACCACCUUGACGGACCUUCACAAUCCUCACAACCUCACCUGUUGGCAGGCUGAAGGGGGUCAGGACAGCGGGGACUGGGUCCUCACCGUGCCCCUGGGUCGCCGCUUUGAAAUCACCUACAUUAGUCUGCAGUUCUGCUACCAUGGGGAGCCAUCGGACCCGAUCUCAAUCUCCAUCUUCAAGUCCAUGGACUACAGACACAGUUGGAGACCGAUGCAACAUUAUUCCAACGACUGCUUUGGGGAUUUUGGACUUCCCUCCCAGACGGUGGCCCGGACCAGACACCAGGAAACGGAACCGCUAUGCUCUGAUCCUCGGCCCUUGCAGAGGCAGCGGGGCGGUACGGUGCUGGCCUUCUCAGCCCUUGACGGACGCCCGUCCUCUCCUGAUUUUGACUACAGUCCCACAUUGCAAGACUGGGUGACAGCUACAGAUAUCCGCGUGGUUUUCCACCGAGCAUCCGCAAACACAAAACUGAGCUCAGGCAAGAAGAAGGACAGCUGGACGGAGGAGGGACCAGUUAUCGCCCUCCCGAGGUUGAGUUCAGGCUAUGCUGCAGAUCCGAUUCGCAACACAGAUAACAUGCUGUCCUUUUUAAACAGGGCCACAAAAAACUCUGAAAUGAGCAUCCGGAAGAAAGCAGACAAGCUUCGAGGGAGAGGUCAUCACAAGGUUGGAAACAACGUGACCAUCAAGGAAAGCGCGGACACUUUCAGCUUGGAUGAUUCCUCCAAAAAGGCCGCGAGAGCUCGAAAGCUCGGUCGUAAGAAGGACGGCGAGGAGUGGCUCCUUUGUCCCAACGGCGACUGCAACUGGACCGUGGAGGGACGCCACAGAGGCUCCAAGGGACGAGAACUGAGAAAGCGAAGAAACAACCAGCCCAAUACCCGGCAACCCACCAGAAACCUCCAGGCGGCACCACAAGCAACCCCGACCGCAGCCUCCCCGCCCCCUUUGGUCCUCUCGGACCUGCAGGUAGGGGGUCGGUGCAAAUGCAACGGACAUGCUUCCAAGUGUCGACGUGACGACGCGGGGCGGGCCGUGUGCGUCUGCGAGCAUCACACGGCUGGCCCAGAUUGUGAUGUCUGCGAGGAUUUCUACUUUGACAGACCCUGGCAUCGGGCCACGCCCACGCACCCCAAUCCUUGUGUGGCAUGCGAGUGUAACGGCCACUCCAACAAGUGCCGCUUCAGCAUGGAGGUGUUCCAGCAGUCUGGACGGCGCAGCGGCGGCGUGUGCCUCAAGUGUCGCCACCACACCGCCGGACGCCACUGCCAGUACUGCCACAACGGGUACACCCGGGACCAAAGCAAGCCGCUGCACCACCGCAAAGCCUGCCAACCUUGUCAGUGCCAUCCUCUGGGAGCGGUGGGCCGCUGGUGUAACCACACGUCGGGUCAGUGCCUGUGCCGACAAGGAGUGACCGGCCUCAGGUGCAACCGCUGCGCCCGUGGAUACAAACAGGGCACGUCGCCUUUGCGUCCGUGCGUCCGGAUUCAAGAGGUUGCUCCAACUCCGGUCUUUCAGCCCCAGUACAGCAUCGAUGAGGAGUGUGUGUCCCACUGCCAGCCUUCGCAGGUGAAAGUCAGGAUGAACUUGGACACGUACUGCCGCAAGGACUACGUGCUGAAGGUGCAGGUGAGAGGGAUGGAGCGUUCGGGUCCCUGGUGGCAGUUUUCCAUCUCGGUCCAAGUCGUCUUCCGCACGGGAUCCCCCACCCACAUCCGCAGAGGCCCCCAAUCCCUUUGGGUCCCCGAUCGGGACCUGGCCUGCGGAUGCCCCGCCCUCCACGUGGGCCGGACCUUUCUGCUGAUUGGCGCCAACGAGGGCGAGAGAGGCUGGGCGCCGGACGAGAGGAGGCUGGUGGCCGACCGCUCCACGUUGGCUCUCCAGUGGCGGGAACACUGGAGCCCCAAGCUGAGAGGCUUUCGCGGGCAGGACAAGAGGGGGCGCUGUGCUGACCGACCCCUUCACCAGCAAAGCAAGCCCUUAGAGUCUCAGACGGGAUACAUCCCGCCUCACCUGCUGGCUGACACGGACGGCGGAAACUCGGCGAGCGAGGUCUCGACCUCGUCGCCACAACACAGGGUCACCCAGGCUCUCAAAGCAUGAAGCCUUAAUUUGCUUUUUUUUUUUUUUAAUGCUUUUUGCUUUACCACUAUGCCUUCAUGUUCUUGUCAUAAAAUUAUUUUAUUUGAA
This is a messenger RNA of Hippocampus comes (tiger tail seahorse), 2785 nucleotides long. RefSeq names its product netrin 5 (gene ntn5). The record is from RefSeq and is a predicted model, not a curated record. Gene Ontology annotation, cellular component: basement membrane. The transcript is spliced from 7 exons. Bases 227 to 2698 code for a protein of 823 amino acids. Gene Ontology annotation, molecular function: protein binding. Lineage: Eukaryota; Metazoa; Chordata; Actinopteri; Syngnathiformes; Syngnathidae. Gene Ontology annotation, biological process: dendrite development; motor neuron axon guidance; animal organ morphogenesis.